Messenger RNA from Protopterus annectens (West African lungfish), 543 nucleotides. RefSeq lists its product as uncharacterized. The record is from RefSeq and is a predicted model, not a curated record. The transcript has a single exon. Lineage: Eukaryota; Metazoa; Chordata; Ceratodontiformes; Protopteridae. The coding region runs from base 1 to 543 and encodes 180 amino acids.
AUGCUCAUUAAAUAUUAUACCUUGGAAAUUGAGUCGCUCAAGUCUGAGCUUGAAAUGUUUGAGCAUACUAUCACUAGGGACACGGACCUUGCAAGGUACAGAUUCGAUUAUGGCAGGAUUUUCUCAAGUAUAGAUUCCAGUCUGGCAGAAGCCAUUGAGACUAAAAAGAAGAAAAUUGUAAGAGACAUUAAUGAUUAUUCAAAGGGUAUGGCUUAUCCCCCGCCCCUGGAAACCUCUAAACCUAUGGUGAAUGCUCAUGAUUCAUUUGAGCAAUGCCCACUCAAUGACGUGGACAAUUUGAAUUCUGCUGCCAGAAUAAAGAUUGUUGAACCGGACAUACAAACACCUUCAGUACGGCGCAGCGAGCAGAUUAGGAAUAAUCAGCAGCAAACUAAUAACCACCAACAAAGAGAGGCUGCAAAUAACAACAACAAUGUGAAUAGGAAUAAUCAACAGGGUUUUCAGAAGCGUCGGGGGAACCAACACAAUCAAUGGCUGAAGAGCAGGAACAAGGGACACCAGAGGAGAUGUCAGAAUCGGUGA